Messenger RNA from Melopsittacus undulatus (budgerigar), 9070 nucleotides. Its product is annotated as E3 SUMO-protein ligase RanBP2-like. Lineage: Eukaryota; Metazoa; Chordata; Aves; Psittaciformes; Psittaculidae. Gene Ontology annotation, biological process: NLS-bearing protein import into nucleus; protein folding; protein peptidyl-prolyl isomerization. Gene Ontology annotation, molecular function: protein binding; GTPase activator activity; peptidyl-prolyl cis-trans isomerase activity. The record is from RefSeq and is a predicted model, not a curated record. Gene Ontology annotation, cellular component: nuclear pore; cytoplasm.
CGCUCUGUGGAGUUGAACCCAACACAGAAAGAUCUUGUAUUGAAGAUUGCAGAGUUACUAUGCAAUAAUGACAUUACUGAUGGAAGAGCAAAAUAUUGGGUUGAGAGAGCUGCUAAGCUCUUUCCUGGGAGUCCUGCUGUUUACAGGUUGAAGGAGCAGUUACUCGAGUGUAAAGGUGAAGAUGGAUGGAAUCAGCUUUUUGACUUGAUUCAAGCAGAACUUUAUGCAAGACCAGAUGAUGUCUACAUAAACAUCAGACUAGUUGCACUCUACCGUUCAAAUAAUAGAUUACGAGAUGCUGUGCUCCAUUGUCAAGAAGCAGAAAAAAGAAUACCUUUGCAGUCAAGCUUGGAAUGGUGCUCCUGUGUUGUAGAGACAUUUGAGGAAUAUCUGGAAUCUUUACAAGACUUGGAGUCUGAUAAAAGUAACUGGAGAGCUAUCAAGAAAGAUCAUCUGCUGGCCUACUCCAGCUUUGUAAGAAUGACACUUUCUUCUAGAGAUGUUCAGGAAUGCAGAGAAGCACUUGAAAGUUUUGAUCGUGUGCUUCAGUCAGUGAAACCGUAUGUGAAUGGGGCUGAUGAGUUGUCUCGUACCUUUGUGGAAAUGAAAGGACAGCUAUACAUGCAUGCUGGAACUUUGCUACUGAAAAUGGCCCAACACAAUGAGGCACAGUGGAGAGUUGUGUGUGAACUAGCAGCAUUGUGCUAUCUGAUAAGCUUCCAAGUUCCUAAACCAAAGUCAAAACUGAUAAAGGGGGAUCAGACUGGACAAGAUACACUAGAAAUGUUGGCCUGUGAUCGAAAAAGCCAGUCUGGUCAUAUGCUGCUGAACUUAAGCCAUGGCAAGCAAGACUUCUUUAAAGAGAUUGUGGAAUCAUUUGCAAACAAGACUGGUUCGUUUACGUUGUUUGAUAGCCUGUUUGAGAGUGGAGCUUCUAGAGAGAGGUCUUUUAUUGGCACAAAUGAUAUUGGAAAUAUCAGUACACAAGCACCAGUGCAAAUGGAACUUAAUAAAUAUGAUACUGGUGCUGUUCGAAUGCACAAUGACAGUCUUCAGCACCUUGUGUGGCUUGGCUUGCAGUGGAACUCUAUGUCAGUCUUGCCCCCGAUGCGCAAAUGGCUAAAACAGCUUUUUCACUUGCCCCAAGAAACAUCAAGACUUGAGACAGAUGCUCCUGAAUCCAUUUGCUUGUUGGACCUUGAAGUAUUCCUCCUUGGGGUGGUAUUCACCAGCAACUUACAAUUGCAAGAAAAGUUUAAUUCUCACUGCGGUUCACAUCAGCCUCAAUUCUUACCAUUGCCAGUGUGCAAGCAGCUCUAUACUGAAAAGCAAAAAUGCUGGUGGGAUGCUGUUCGCACUCUUAUUCAGAGAAAAACAACACCAGGAACAGCAGCAAAACUGAGGCUUAUCGUACAGCAUGGAUUAAGUACGCUGAGAACACUGGUGAAGCACGGCCUUCAACCUGCCUUGAUUAUCCACUGGGCAAAAAGCCUGCAAAAAACAGGCAUUAGCCUUAACUCUUUCUAUGACCAGAAGGAAUACAUUGGACGAAGUGUCUAUUACUGGAAGAAAGUUUUGCCUAUGCUGGAAAUUAUCAAAAAGAAGAGGAGUAUUCCUGAACCUACUGACCCUCUCUUCAAACACUUCCAUAGUGUAGACAUUCAGGUCUUUCAGGUUGCAGCAUAUGAAGAAGAGGCACGUAUAGCAUUUGCAAUGUUGGAUGCAGUUGAUGGCAAAACUGAUGAUGCUUUAUUAGCAUUUGAAGCUAUUAACAGUGUGGUUUCAUACUGGAAUCUUGCCAUGAUCUUCCAAAGAAAGGCAGAAGAGAUGGAAAAUGAUAGCAUGCUGCCAGAAGAACAAGAAGAGCACAAAACCUAUCUUCUUAAAAGCAAGCAUUAUUUAAUGAAGAUCCUUGAGGAAAGCUCCUCAGAUAUGUCAGUAACUGAGAAACUGCCAGUGUCUAUUGAAACUGUGAGGGAAAUGCUAGAUACAGUGAUCCAGGAGCUUGGUGAAAAUGCUGAGGAGGGAGGUCCUGCCUUCAGAAAUGGCCUGUCACGAGCUGUAGAGUCAGAGGUGAAACACUCUACUCCAUCACCAACCAGGUUCUCUCUUUCACCAUCUAAGAGCUACAAGUUUUCUCCAAAAACUCCUCCUCAGUGGGCAGAAGAUCACAGAUCUAUACUUCAAAUGAUCUGCCAGCAAGUGGAAGCUUUAAAGAAUGAAAUGCAAGAAAUGAAGCUUAAUAAUUCCAACUCAAAUGCGUCAUCUCAUCGAUGGCCUGCUGAAAGCUAUGGAGCAGAUACAAUGUCAGAGGGUUAUCAGAGACCACAGAAUCUUCACGAAGCUCCAUUAACAGUUGCUACCACUGGCCCCUCUGUUUACUACAGCCAGUCACCUGCCUAUAACUCUCAGUAUCUUCUCAGAACUGCCCCAACCAAUGUAACACCGACAAAGGCUCCUGUCUAUGGCAUGAACCGACUUGCACCUCAGCAGCAUAUAUAUGCUUACCAACAACCGAUGCAUACACCACCUCUGCAAAACCCGUCUUGUAUGUUUUCCCAAGAUAUAUAUGGCACACCUCUGCGUUUUGAUUCUCCUGCUACUGGACUCAUUUCUCCUCGUGUGGGUGAUGAUUAUUACAAUUACAGUGUUCCACCAGCAAGCACAAAUCCAUCAUUGCCUAAACCAGGAUAUUUCACAAAGUCUGUAGAAUCAAAAGUGGUAGAAACUCCAAAGUCUAAAUUUGCACAGCCAGGAGCAGCAGAAGGGUCAAAACCACCUGUGCCACCACCAGCACAGUUGAGUCAGCCAACAACUUUUAAAUUCAACAAUAACUUCAAGUCUAAUGAUGGAGACUUUACCUUUCCUUCUCUUCAAGUUGGAACACCAGCUGGUAAUGCAGCUUUUAAUAACAGCGACAACCUCUUAAGUCUUCUGACAUCUGAUAAGCCUUUACAAGAUGAUAGAUACAUGGAACAAAAACCAGUUAAUGAUCGCUUAAACAGUCAAAGAAGUACCUUCACUUUUGGCAAUAAACAUACUCCAGGCAUCUCUUUUGGAGAGGGCAUGGGACAAAAUACACACAAAACCCUGGGGUUUGAGAAGGGCGAUACAUUUAAUGCUCAAGAACCAAGCAAGCUUUUAUAUAUGACUUCAAAUUCUGAUUUUGCCAAUAAAGGUCAUGAAACAGAGGGAGGAAGCACCCAUGGUGGAGAUGAGGAUGAUGAUGGUCCUCAUUUUGAUCCUGUGGUGCCACUCCCUGACAAGAUUGAAGUAAAGACAGGUGAGGAAGAUGAAGAAGAAUUCUUCUGCAACAGAGGCAAACUCUUUCGUUUUGAUGCCGAAACUAAAGAAUGGAAAGAAAGGGGUAUUGGCAAUGUGAAAAUACUAAAGCAUAAGGUAUCUGGCAAAUUCCGUCUCUUAAUGAGACGGGACCAAGUGCUGAAAAUCUGUGCAAAUCACUACAUAAAUACUGAUAUGAAGUUAACUCCAAAUGCUGGAUCAGAUAGGUCAUUUGUAUGGCAUGCUGUAGAUUAUGCAGAUGAGUUGCCAAAACCAGAACAGCUUGCAAUUAGAUUUAAAACACCUGAGGAAGCAAUGCUGUUCAAAAGUAAGUUUGAGGAGUCUCAGAAUAUUUUGAAAACCUUGGGAUCAAAUGUUGAUGCAUCUGUGACUCGGAGUAGUGGAACAACAAGAGAAACAACAAAUCAGGACAUCAAGGAGCCUAGCAGAUCUAUUUCUGGGACCCUAAACUCUGGCUUUCAGUUACCAAAAAGUGGGGUGAGCAGUGACUCUCCUUCUGGUGGGCUUGAGCAGCAUCUCUUGAAGAAGGAUCAAUGGGAGUGUAAAAUAUGUUUAGUUCCAAAUGAUGCAACUGUGAAGAGUUGUGUAUCGUGUCAAAAUCCAAAUCCAGAUAUGUGGGAAACACGUGGCACGCCAUUAACUGAGUCUGCGGAAAGUGUCAAAGCCGGUGGUAACACAGUGCAGGACACAUUUGGAUCUGCUUUUGCUAAAAAGGAAGGUCAAUGGGACUGCACUGUCCUUUCAGUAAGAAAUGAACCCACUGCUUCCAAGGGUGUUGCAAACAAAACCAAUGCCUCAAUAUCUGGUCAAGAAACUUCCUCUAAAUUUGGCCAAGCAGUUGCUCCAAAGGCUGUUCAAAAUGACUUGGGUACUGCUUUUUCUAAAAAGGAAGGUCAGUGGGAAUGCUCUGCAUGCCUAGUCCAAAAUGAAGCAAAAGAUGUGAACUGUCACUCUUGUCACAAUCCGAACUCUCAAAGUCAACCAAAUGCGCCUACACCUACUGUUCAGGCAUCCCCUGCUCCCAGGUUUGAUUCAAGUAAGCCACAGAAAAAUGGAUUUGAAGGGCUUUUUGCUAAAAAAGAAGGGCAGUGGGAUUGUAAUACUUGUCUUAUAAGGAAUGAAGGUUUUUCACCAGCCUGUGUAGCUUGCCAAACACCAAAUCCAUCUGUUAAGACUCCUGGUGAUUCUUCACCAGCUCCUGCUUUUGGCAUGAAAAGUAAGUUACCUGAACCUGCUGGAGGACAGCUGGGAACAGGCUUUAAGUGUGAUUUCUUAGAAAAGGGCUUUAAGUUUGGUCUUGAUCCAGGCAAGGCACCGUCAUUUACAUUUCAGAUUCCUACUGAUACUGAAACUAAGCUUGCAAAGGAUGGAUUUACCUUUUCAAUGCCAGUGCCUGCAAACGGAUUUAAAUUUGGGAUACAGGAGUCUAAUAAAAAUACCGCUAAGAAAGAUGAGCCAUCCAAAGAGUGUACAACUGGCUUCUUAAAAAGCACUGAUGAAAAAGACAAAAAGGAACUGCCUUCAGAUAGCGGAAUUACGUUCCAGUUUCAAGAAGCAGCAGGCAAGGAGAAAAGUGACUUUGUUUUUGGGCAAAAUAGCAGCACUUUUACUUUUGCCGAACUUGCAAAAAAUACUCCUAGGGAAGGCUUUCAGUUUGGCAAAAAUGACCCUGACUUCAAAGGCUUUUCAGGUGCAGGUGAAAAGCUGUUUUCUUCACAGGAUUCUAAAAUGGAUCACAAAGCCAACACAUCUGCUGACCUUGGCGAGAAGGAUGAUGAUGUGUAUAAGACAGAGGACAGUGAUGAUAUCCAUUUUGAACCUAUAGUUCAAAUGCCUGAAAAAGUAGAACCAUUUACAGGAGAGGAAGAUGAGAAAGUGUUAUACUCCCAAAGAGUCAAGCUGUUCAGGUUUGAUCCAGAAACAAGCCAGUGGAAAGAACGUGGGGUGGGCAACCUGAAGAUUCUUAAAAAUGAAGUUAAUGGCAAAGUAAGAAUAUUAAUGCGGCGUGAGCAGGUAUUGAAGGUGUGUGCAAAUCACUGGAUAACAACAACAAUGAACUUGAAACAGCUGUCUGGCUCAGACAAAGCAUGGAUGUGGAUGGCCAAUGACUUCUCUGAUGGUGAUGCAAAGUUGGAACAGUUGGCAGCAAAAUUCAAGACACCAGAGCAGGCUGAGGAGUUCAAACAGAAGUUUGAAGAAUGUCAGAGGCUACUAUUAGACAUACCACUGCAGACACCCCAUAAACUUGUUGAUACAGGUAGGACUGCUCAACUUAUACAGAAAGCAGAAGAAAUGAAGUGUGGCUUAAAAGAUCUCAAAACCUUUCUGACAGAUGACAAAGCUAAACUGUCAGAAGAAGAAAGUGUAAGUUCUGUUUGUGCCAGCAGUACUUCUGAUCUGGUUAUAAAGCCUCAUGCUGAAAGUACUGGGCCUACUCUGGAAUGGGAUAACUAUGAUUUGCGUGAAGAAGCAUUGGAUGAUAGCGUAAGUAGUUCUGUAUAUGCAUCACCUCUUGCAAGUAGCCCUGUAAGGAAAAAUCUGUUUAGAUUUGGAGAGUCUACCACAGGUUUUAGUUUCAGCUUUAAAUCUGCCUUGAGCCCAUCCAAAUCUCCUGCCAAACAGAACCAGAGUAGAACAUCAGUAGGCACAGAUGAAGAUUCUGAUGUUACUCAAGAAGAAGAGAGAGAUGGACAGUACUUUGAACCUGUGGUACCUCUGCCUGAUCUUGUGGAAGUGACCAGUGGUGAGGAAAAUGAGCAGGUUGUCUUCAGUCACAGAGCUAAGCUCUACAGAUAUGACAAAGAUGCUAAUCAGUGGAAAGAAAGAGGUAUUGGAGAUAUCAAGAUACUACAGAACUAUGACAACAAACAAGUACGUAUCGUAAUGAGAAGGGACCAGGUACUAAAACUCUGUGCCAAUCAUAGAAUAACACCAGAUAUGAAUAUACAACAAAUGAAAGGAUCUGAUAGAGCGUGGGUAUGGACAGCAUGUGACUUUGCGGAUGGCGAAAGGAAAGUAGAACUUCUAGCUGUCCGAUUCAAGCUGCAAGAUGUUGCAGACGCAUUUAAGCAAAUUUUUGAUGAAGCAAAGCAUGCCCAAGAGAGAGAGACACUGAUAACCCCUCUUUCUUCACGUGCAAAUACACCAAAGGAAUCUCCCUGUGGUAAAAAUGCUGUAGCUGUCUUGGAAGAAACUACCAGAGAAAGAACUGAUCUCAGCCACGGUGAUGAUACUUCUGAUGUAACUGUAGAGGUUGCAGAGGUGUCUAGCACUUCAGAAACACCAACAAAAACAGUGGUUUCUCCUCCGAAGUUUGUAUUUGGGUCUGAAUCUGUCAAGAGCAUUUUUAGUAACGAAAAGUCAAAGACAUUCACAUUUGGAAAUACUUCAGCUACUGGUUCUCUCUUUGGCUUCAGCUUUAAUCCUCCAAAAAAGAAUGAAGACCAUAUUCCAGUGGCUCAGAACACAGUGCAGAAAGAAGUGGAAGAUUCUGAACCAGCAAAAACCUCUAAUGCUCCUCAGAAGCCUCUAGGCAGCAAGGUAGAAAACUUGCCUACUUCAACACAAGAUGGACCCUCAAACUUCUCGUUUAGAAUUAUGGAAAAAGGAUUUAAUUUUAGUCUUUUUAAAUCUAAUCCAAUGGCCUUUUGGACAAGCACACCUUCUUUGCAACCUGAUAGUGAAGCUGAGAAGAUAACAACAUCAGAAGAUGAUCUUCCAUCUGAUGAGGUUACAAUAGUUUACGAAUUAACGCCUACCCCUGAACAGAGAGCUCUCGCUAGCUUUCUCAAGCUACCUUCAACAUUCUUCUGUUACAAGAAUAAGCCUGGAUAUGUGAGUGAUGAAGAUGAUGAUGAAGACUAUGAAACAGCUGUUAAGAAACUUAAUGGAAGACUUUAUCCCAGUGAUUCAGGAAAGAAAAAGAAAUUGCAAGAUCCUGUAAAAGGGAAAAGUAAAUCCAACAAUGAAGGAGAAUGUGCUACUAUUUGGGAAGAGAAACCAGCUCCUGAGGAGAAAGCUGAAGCAGGAACUCUUGAGGUUCUUUCCACAUCUGUGUGUGGUGUCAGCAGUGACACUGAGGAUGACAGUCCAGAAGACUUCCAGGCAGAAGUUACAACUCAAGAAACAAAAGAGAAUGAGGUUACAAGCUCAAGUGACUUAGUCGGUGCCAGUGAGGGAGAGGUGCCUACUGCAUCAGCCAGUGAAGUGACAGUAGUUGUCCAGUCAGCUACUAACAAUGAAGAACCAGAUUCCACCACAGAAACUGUACAUGUAUCGCAGACUGGAUCAGGAGCUGAGGACAAACCUGUAGACUUGUCAACUAAAAAAGGUGAUUCAGACUCUCCAGAGUCAACGCAAGGUAUAAACAGAAUCAUCUCAUUUGGUUGCAAUACUGCAGGCUUGUCAUUUGCAGAUCUGGCUUCCAAAAACUCCGGAAACUUUGCUUUUGGUUCAAAAGAUAAAAACUUCAAAUGGGCAAAUACAGGAGCAGCUGUGUUUGGAGAGACAGCCUGCAAAGCAGAUGAAGAUGAAGGUGGUAGUGAUGAUGAGGUGGUACAUAGUGAUGAUAUCCACUUUGAGCCGAUUGUGUCCUUACCAGAGGUGGAAGUAAAAUCUGGAGAAGAAGAUGAAGAAAUUCUCUUCAAAGAGAGGGCAAAACUUUACAGAUGGGACAGGGAUGCUACUCAGUGGAAGGAGCGUGGUGUUGGGGAGAUAAAGAUUCUCUUCCAUACACAGAAGAAAUACUAUAGAGUCCUAAUGAGAAGAGACCAGGUUCUUAAAGUCUGUGCAAACCAUGUCAUCACCAAAGAAAUGAACUUGGUGCCCUCUGAUACAUCAAACAAUGCUUUAAUUUGGACAGCCACAGAUUAUGCUGAUGGUGAAGUAAAAGUGGAGCAACUUGCAGUCAGAUUUAAAAGCCAAGAACUGGCUAAUUCUUUCAAGAAGAGGUUUGAAGAAUGCCAGCAAAGCUUGUCAGAACUACAGAAGGGACACUUAUCUCUGGCAGCAGGACUGUCAAAGGACACUAACCCUGUUGUGUAUUUUGAAGUUUCUGCUGAUGAUGAACCUUUAGGACACAUAACUAUGGAGCUAUUUUCAAAUAUUGUCCCUCGAACUGCUGAAAACUUCAGGGCCCUGUGCACAGGAGAGAAAGGAUUUGGAUUCAAGAACUCCAGCUUUCACAGGAUAGUCACUGACUUUGUGUGUCAGGGAGGUGAUAUAACUAACCAUGAUGGAACAGGUGGACAAUCAAUUUAUGGAUCAGCAUUUGAAGAUGAGAAUUUCGAAGUGAAACAUACCGGUCCUGGAUUGUUGUCAAUGGCAAAUAAGGGCAGGGAUACGAAUACUUCCCAGUUCUUCAUAACACUUAAAAAAGCAGAACACUUGGACUUCAAGCAUGUGGUAUUUGGGUUUGUCAAAGAUGGAAUGGAUGUUGUGAAAAAGAUUGAAUCCUUUGGUUCUCCUAAAGGGCUCGUAAAUGCAAGAAUUGUCAUUACAGACUGUGGGCAAAUAUAGAAUUACUGCUUUGAGUAUACAGAUGUUCUAGCAGUAUAAAUCAGUAUUUAGAUGUUAAUUGACUAAUUAUUUCAACUUCUUAAAAUGGACACUUCUGAUGUAUAAAUGUAAAAUUACAGCUUACAGUUGGGUUUUUUAUGUGUUCUAAUUGAUUUUUUUUGCAUGUUAAAGUUCAGACACUGGCAUAUUUCAGGUGUAUUUGUGUUAAUCCUGACAUAUUUGUAUUAAACGUCAAAUUUUAAAAAUUAAA